AUGUUACCAUCAACUCCUCUAAGUGGAAGACCCCAGUGGAAGUCAAAAAAGACACUGGUUGUCCCAAGAUGCUAUCAAGCCUACCAUUCCCCUGAUGCAAGAACGGUCAUCAGGGGCCUCCCACCUGCAGCAGAAGAACCAGACCCUGGAGUGGGCCUUGGGGUAGAACAAGGGCUACUCUGCCAACUGCUUCAUUCUCCAGAGUUUAACUUGUUUCCCAACUCAGCUGUCUUUGAAAGCAACUUCAUCCAGAUCCAUGCCCUUGGGGCUGCUUUUCAGGUCACAAAGAAUUGGAGAAACAUCUAUGAUGCAUCUACAACUGUGGCUCUUGGUGUGACCUCUUCAGUGGCAUGCCUUCCUCUUCCCAAUAUUCUCCUGAUGGCCAAAGUCAAGUGGCCCAAAGGGCAAUCUCCAAAGUGGAUCAGUCCAGUAGAAGCACCAACUAUCACCCUCAAGAGGAUUCUCCCACUAAAGUUUGUGGAACUUCAAGUUUGUGACUUGUCCCAGCGUAUCCUGAGGGUCCGGACAGUUACUGAAAAAAUUUACUACCUAAAACUCCACUUGGACCAUCCUGAGGUUGUGUUCCAGCUCUGGGUCCGGCUGCUGUAUAUUCUGGAGAGGGGACUGUCCAUUACCACUAAAGAUCGGAGAAUUCAUGUGACUCACUGCCUAGUCCCCAAGGAUCCCAGCAAAUCUCCUGGGAAUGCUACAGAAAUGCUCGAAAUUAGCAGACCACAACCUGCUGGACCAAGUGAGAGCCUGGCGCUUCUUAUGGCCAAGGGACUGUCUGAAGCCUCUUCAAAGCGUUCAGCAGGCUUGAGCCAGCACAAGAAAACAGCUAGGACCAACGUCAUGGAGGUCCCUAGAGAUGUUCAGACAAGCAACUCAGAAAAAGAAACUUCCUCCAAAGAAAGCAUUCAAAGAACCGAAGGAGAGCUACGCUUAAGAGACUCUUUCUCUUAUGGUAUGUGGGAAAGAGAGAAUCCCUCAGGGCUACAGCCACUAUCUCUCCUUAGCACCCUGGCAGCCUCCACAUGUUGCUUUGGCCCACAGCCUUAGGGGGUGCAGUCGUGAUCAUACAGUGGAUUUUGCAGCAGAAGGUGUUCAACAGCGACAGGAAAAGGGAUGGUUGGCAGAACAACAAGGUGCUCGACAACAGGGAAGACAGUCUGGAACUGUCUUUGGACUGAUGGUCCAAAAAGGUGGCUGAUGGCCUUGGAGGGAUUCAGGGUUACCCAGCAGAGGUGUCUAGAAACAGCAGCAGCUAGUAGCAACAGAAACCUGCAGUUGUCCAUCAGCAACAACAGCAACUGGUAACUAGAGUGGGCAAAGAAGACAGGUGACGGCAGAGGCAGUGACCAAACAUGGACCUCUAGAAUCAACUAGGUUUCAAAAGGCAAUGACAACGGUGGAAACGAACCCAAGAGCAACGGAAAGGAUGAAUUACAAAGCUGCCCCAAGGGAGUACAGAACUAGGACUAUCAAGGUAGACCUUUUAAAAAUUAUGAUGGAAAUCGGACAAGUGAUACUAAAAUGGCCAAGCUACACAACUACUCUGACGAUCUAUCUUUAAUGAGAAAACUAAGGAAAAGCAGUCUUAGUGCAGGUGUUGUGAUAAGAAAGCAGACAAAGCAGAUAGAGCUUGCUGUAUCUGAAAUGUACUCCCUUUCACCUCCAUCUUAUAGAAUCCUUAGCUUCCUUCAAAGUACAACUCAGGUGCUACAUAUGUCCUCCCAAUUCCCCC
Molecule: messenger RNA, 1744 nt
Organism: Trichosurus vulpecula (common brushtail)
Lineage: Eukaryota; Metazoa; Chordata; Mammalia; Diprotodontia; Phalangeridae
Gene: GARIN1B
Product: family with sequence similarity 71 member F1
Exons: 7
Coding region: 1-1059 (352 amino acids)
Cellular component (GO): nucleus
Source: RefSeq, a predicted model, not a curated record